Cherax quadricarinatus is the source of this 903-nucleotide messenger RNA. The record is from RefSeq and is a predicted model, not a curated record. NCBI's taxonomy places the organism in Eukaryota, Metazoa, Arthropoda, Malacostraca, Decapoda, Parastacidae.
AUGAAUGAUGCUGUUCAUCAGCCAUUGAUGAAUGAUGCUGUUCAUCAGCCAUUGAUGAAUGAUGCUGUUCAUCAGCCAUUGAUGAAUGAUGCUGUUCAUACAGCCAUGAUGAAUGAUGCUGUUCAUCAGCCAUUGAUGAAUGAUGCUGUUCAUCAGCCAUUGAUGAAUGAUGCUGUUCAUCAGCCACUGAAUAAUGGUGCUGGUCAUCAGCCACUGAAUAAUGAUGCUGGUCAUCAGCCACUGAAUAAUGAUGCUGGUCAUCAGCCACUGAAUAAUGAUGCUGGUCAUCAGCCACUGAAUAAUGGUGCUGGUCAUCAGCCACUGAAUAAUGAUGCUGGUCAUCAGCCACUGAAUAAUGAUGCUGGUCAUCAGCCACUGAAGAAUGGUGCUGGUCAUCAGCCACUAAAGAAUGGUGCUGGUCAUCAGCCACUAAAGAAUGGUGCUGGUCAUCAGCCACUGAAUAAUGGUGCUGGUCAUCAGCCACUGAAUAAUGGUGCUGGUCAUCAGCCACUGAAGAAUGGUGCUGGUCAUCAGCCACUAAAGAAUGGUGCUGGUCAUCAGCCACUGAAUAAUGGUGCUGGUCAUCAGCCACUGAAUAAUGGUGCUGGUCAUCAGCCACUGAAGAAUGGUGCUGAAUGUGCUGGUCAUCAGCCACUGAAGAAUGGUGCUGGUCAUCAGCCACUGAAGAAUGGUGCUGGUCAUCAGCCACUGAAGAAUGGUGCUGGUCAUCAGCCACUAAAGAAUGGUGCUGGUCAUCAGCCACUGAAGAAUGAUGCUGGUCAUCAGCCACUGAAUAAUGAUGCUGUUCAUCAGCCACUGAAUAAUGAUGCUGAUCAUCAGCCACUGAAGAAUGAUGUAAAUACCUAUGGCUAUGUUAAGAUCAGUGAUAAUCACCUAUAUUAA